CCCUUCCCUCCCUUUCCUCACCCCUUCCCCUCCCCUCACCGGCCCCGCCGGGCUCGGCCGCUUCCCCCCCGCACAUGGAGCCCCCUCGUCCGUCCACCGUCGUCUUGCCCGCCGUUCGCCGCCGCCGCCUUCGCGAUAUUCCACCCCCUCCUUCCUCGCAAACCGCCGGCACCGCCCCAAAGGAUCUUCUCUGGGGUUGGUUGCCACGCCUGGGAGAUCCAUCGAACCGGGACCCGAUGCUGCGGAUGCUGGAUGCCGGGUUGGAGCGGUGCCUGGCGCUGCGUUCGGCCGGGAUCCCGGUACCCCGGAAGCUGUCGGGCAGGGCUGGCAUUGAUGAGGUGAUGGCAGCCACGGUGCUCACCAGUCUCUCCACCAGCCCCCUGGUGCUGGGCCACCCUCCAGCCACCCCCGCUCCAGCAGAGCCCGGGGGUGAGGUCUGGAAGGAGGUGCCCACCAUGUCCUCCAGUUGCAGCAGCAGCAGCAACACCAGUGGGGACUGGAGCUGGGAUCCCCCCAGCGACCGCUCCACGCCCUCCACCCCUUCACCCCCACUCUCCAGCCACGUCCCCAGCACCUUCCUGCCCACCCCGCUGACAGAUGAGGGCCCCGAGGAGCCUGACAGCACCCACUUUGUCUUUGGAGAGCCCAUCCCACGGAAGAGGAAGAACUCCACCAAGGUGAUGUUCAAGUGCUUGUGGAAGAGCUGCGGGAAAGUCCUCAGCAGCUCCUCAGGGAUGCAGAAGCACAUCCGAACCGUGCACCUUGGCCGCAAAGCCGACCUGGAGCAGAGCGACGGCGAGGAGGAUUUCUACUACACGGAGCUGGACGUGGACGUGGACUCCCUGACCGACGGGCUCUCCAGCCUCACACCUGUCUCACCCACCUCCUCGGUACCGCCCGCUUUCCCCGGGCCCGAGGUCCCGGCUCCGGUGGUACCGGGUUCGGCGGUACCGGCGCUGCCGCUCCCCGACCUGGCGCUGGCGUCGCCCUGCAGCCCCCCGGCCCCCCCCGGCCUCUGCCACGUCCACACCGACCACGCCUACCAGGGCUGCCCCCUCCCCCCACAGCCCCCCGUGUCCCCCGCUGCGCCGACACCCAAGCCACCCAGUGUCCCCAGGAGGCCGCGGGGGGAGGCCAAGAAGUGCCGGAAGGUGUACGGCAUGGAGAACCGGGAGCUGUGGUGCACGGCGUGCCGCUGGAAGAAGGCGUGCCAGCGCUUCCUCGACUGACACCCCCGGCGCUGCCCCCUCCCCUUCUUGCACAUUUUGCACUCGAGGUGCCUUCGUGCCCCCCUCCCCCGUGUCCCCCCUUUCCUCCUC
Molecule: messenger RNA, 1319 nt
Organism: Calypte anna (Anna's hummingbird)
Lineage: Eukaryota; Metazoa; Chordata; Aves; Apodiformes; Trochilidae
Gene: SLC2A4RG
Product: SLC2A4 regulator
Exons: 8
Coding region: 75-1229 (384 amino acids)
Biological process (GO): regulation of transcription by RNA polymerase II
Cellular component (GO): nucleus
Molecular function (GO): DNA-binding transcription factor activity; RNA polymerase II cis-regulatory region sequence-specific DNA binding
Source: RefSeq, a predicted model, not a curated record